AUGGGGAACCUGGGAUUCACCACGCCAUUCAACGAGAAUAUUAUGAGAGCGUUUACCCCUCGAAAGGUCAAGGUUCCCCCGAUUGACCAUUAUGACGGGACAACUGACCCCAUCGACCAUCUAGCCGCCUUCAAAGCACAAAUGAGCGUCCAGACCAGCAGUGAGGCCGCAUGGUGCAAGUUCUUUCCCACCACCCUGAAAGGCUUGGCUUUAACUUGGUUCACCGAGCUGCCUUACGGGAGUAUAUCGAGCUUCACCGCCCUCGAAACGGCGUUCAAGCAGAACUUCAUCGCGGGAAGGAGGCAUCGGAAAACCAGCAUUCAUCUCAUGUCGAUCAGACAGCGGAGGGAGGAGGACUUAGCAGAGUACAUCAAGAGGUUCAACGCGGAGUCCCUCAAGGUAUCUGACCUACAGGAUAGCGUGGCCUUCACCGCUCUUAUGUCAGGGCUAUACCCUUCGAGUAGGUUCAAGCUGAAACUGGCCGAGAGUGAAGCCUCCUCGUUCUCAGAAGCCAUGAACCUGGCCCAGAAAUUUAUACAAGCCUCCGAUAUCUGCAAAACUCAUGAGGAGCCAAGCUCCGGGAAAAGAAAGCAUGAAUACACCCCACGGGCAGACAAUCCCAGGGAUACCCCUCGAAAAGAAAAAGACAAGAAGCCUCGGUUGGAGAAUCAUUGGAACGACCCUCGAUACAACCUGAACCAAAGGGAAAUCUACCUAGACAUCAAAGGGAAGUACCCCUUGCCGAAGCCUCACCCAAUUCGAACAUCUGUCAAUAAGCGAGACAAGAAACUCUGGUGUGAAUUCCAUCACGAUUGUGGCCACACCACGAGAGAGUGCCGAGAGCUCAAAAGAGCCUUGGACAAAUUGGCUGACGAAGGAAAGCUGAAUCGAUAUCUCAAGGAUCCUAAGGAAAGCAAAGUCGAACCCUUGGCGGAGAAACAAGCUCGAAGCGACGAGACGGCAGGAUACAUCAAUGUCAUGCAGGUGGAUUUGCUUCAGGAGGCUUAA
This is a messenger RNA of Beta vulgaris subsp. vulgaris (sugar beet), 1008 nucleotides long. RefSeq lists its product as uncharacterized. The transcript has a single exon. The record is from RefSeq and is a predicted model, not a curated record. Bases 1 to 1008 code for a protein of 335 amino acids. NCBI's taxonomy places the organism in Eukaryota, Viridiplantae, Streptophyta, Magnoliopsida, Caryophyllales, Amaranthaceae.